CAACCUGUGCUGCAACGGCCUGGAGGGCCCCAUUCCUGCAUCCUUCAGCGCACUCGUCUCGCUUGUCUACCUCCAACUCUCUAACAACCAGCUGUCUGGUGCCAUCCCCCCCGCCAUAGGCGCCCUUACGUCCCUCCGAUACCUCUAUAUCUCUAACAACCAGCUGUCUGGUGCCAUCCCCCCUGCCAUUGGCGCCCUCACGGCACUCCAAUCCCUUGAUUUGCAGUACAACGCGCUGGGCGAGUCCAUUCCAGAUGCCAUCUCACACAUGACCGCUCUUAGAGGCCUCCUUCUCUCCAACAACCAGCUGUCUGGUGCCAUUCCCCCCACCAUUGGCGCCCUCACGGCCCUCCUAUCACUGUAA
Closterium sp. Naga37s-1 is the source of this 364-nucleotide messenger RNA. The record is from the annotation of a GenBank genome assembly. NCBI's taxonomy places the organism in Eukaryota, Viridiplantae, Streptophyta, Zygnematophyceae, Desmidiales, Closteriaceae.